Messenger RNA from Dinoponera quadriceps, 4094 nucleotides. Its product is annotated as dnaJ homolog dnj-5. Lineage: Eukaryota; Metazoa; Arthropoda; Insecta; Hymenoptera; Formicidae. The transcript is spliced from 6 exons. Gene Ontology annotation, molecular function: dopamine receptor binding. The record is from RefSeq and is a predicted model, not a curated record. The coding region runs from base 202 to 2745 and encodes 847 amino acids.
UUGAUUAUUCUGUGCGAAUUGCGGACAAUAUCAAAGAAUGCGAAUAUGUCUGGUUCUCUGCUUACCGCAUGGUAUAUAACGUAAAACGAUGUAUCUUAUAUAAAUAUGAACUUUUGUUAUUAAUGCAGAGUGUGUUAAAUGAAGGAUAUGAGAUAGCGACGUGAAAAAGAUUAACUCGUUGGUGAAUAUACUAAUAUCAACAUGGCGGAACAGCAGCAAUCACCUCCUGGUAUUAAACAUAUGUCCUUGGAUAAAAUAAUCGAAGCUAUGACUGCAGAGCUGGAGAAUUCGAGUAGUCCUUAUGUUCAAUUUGGUGUUACUCCGCAGCAAGCGACCUCUCAUAAUUGGGGUGAUUAUGCUACCGGUCAGACUAGACAUCACAUCGCAACUGGGCAACCAGCACAUUCUAAUCCAUCUGGAAUACAGCCAAUAACACCAAUGACCACUUCUCUGUACAUGCCAGAUAUGCCUGGUUAUGAUUCCACGGCUACUGACUCAAUAUAUUUUCCGCCACAGACAGUGAAUCAUUUGGGUAUUAAUGAGAAUAACGAUCUCAUUGGCACCAUUGAUGUUGGAGGAGGCAACUAUAUCAACGUUAUUUACGGAAACGCUUCCCAAAUUAUGGCCGAGCAAUGUCAACUCUCAAACAUGGCACCUUAUCCCAAUCAGAGCAUGGUUAAUCAAGAGUACGGUCUUUUUAACGAUCAACAUAUGCCUGUACCGUCUGAGUUGCCAAGUCAACACUUCAAUGGGAAACAGUUGAUUGACAAUCUAGUUGGAAACUGGGUGCCGAAUCAAUCCGGAACGUAUAGCCCGUUCGGUGGGUCUCCCAAUAUCACGCCUGUACCACAGUCUGUACCAGACAUGAGAGAGACGGAGGAACUACCUAGAAAUAUGUCGGACUCUCAAUACAAGAAACCGAGGAUGGUGGCGGAGGUAAAACCUAUGCGACCGUCCUAUUCGGACGUAUUGACGAAAUCUGCGCCAACUCCACCAUCUCCGUUAACAGUACAGUCUAUGAAGCCGAAAAUCGAAACUACUGGCAAGAAGGUCUCCAAUAAGAGCUCCAAAAGUAAGAAUAAACCUGCGCUAUUGAAACGGCAAAAUUCGUCCGGCAGCGACGAUCACAACUCCCCGAAAAUACAGAUCCCUAGAAAAGUUUUAGAAAAGAAUUCCUCCAAUCUUCCAAGACGUUGGGUGUCGUUGGACAACCUCGGCUCGCAGUCCGACUCGCGUCAGAUAAAUACCUUCGACAGGUCCGAUCACUUCGAGAAGAAGAAAACCGUGAAACCGUCUAAGAAAACGGAAAAGAACGAGACCCUUAACAAUACUAAGAUACAAAAUAGCAAUCCAAAAGCUGCUGGGAAUAUUCCGAAACGUCCGAUACAGAUAAACAACAAUUUGAGUACAAUUAACACCUCCAGUCAGACGGUCUCUCCGGAGAAGAUCGAGAAGAACCAGCAAGUUAUUAACAAGUUCAGUAAAGAGGAUAAGAAAGUAGUCAAGGAGAAGAAUCCUAAACGCUUUCAGGCUGAGAAGGCGCAGCAAAUUAAGAAAGGGCAGAGAAACAGAAGAAGAGAAAAUAGAGAAUCUCCUGUCAAGGAUUUAUGUAAAAAUUUAAAUAAAUAUGCCACACGCUGGAGUAAAGUUGUAUUGAAAAUCUUUUAUUGGCUAUUACAUCUAGUUUCUGACGUAGUUAGCAUGAGCGCUAAUCUCGUUGUACAGCUCGGUAAAUGGGCUUGGUACCAUAGCAUACUUUAUUUAAAGGGUUGGUGGAUAUAUAUGGCUGUGACAUUUUGUAAAAUUCGCGUUCUAAAUGCCAUCGGCAAACAACUGGAUAGCUGGUUUGGAAGCAGUAAGUUUGCGUUUUGGCGAAAGAUAAAUACCAAAAGCGAAGAGAAGGAGGACAAUGGCAAUUGGAUUCACGGCGGGUUGGAAACUAAUAUUGCAUUACCUAGUACUGGCGAAGAAGCCAUGAAGAGAUUACUGGCUUGCAAGGGAAAGGAUCCGUACAGUAUACUUGGCGUUACACCCACGUGUUCGGAUGAUGAUAUCAAGAAAUACUAUAAAAGGCAAGCUUUCUUAGUCCAUCCGGACAAAAAUAAUCAGCCUGGAGCUGAAGAGGCGUUCAAAAUUCUCGUACACGCCUUCGAUAUCAUCGGAGAACCGGAACGAAGACAGGCAUUUGACCAGACUAGACAAGUUGAAGCAGCAUGGGGCGAACUCAGUGAUUUGUUGUCUCAGCUUCAUCGAAAGAUGGAGCAGGCGGCAAAUACCAUAAGAUGUACAAAUUGUGGUUCGAGACACAAACGUAUUCCUACACAACGUCCCUGUUAUGCCGCACGGUUUUGCGCCCAAUGUAAAAUACGUCACAGCGCGAAAGAGGGAGAUAUCUGGGCGGAGUCUCGUUUAAUGGGUUUUCGAUGGCACUAUUACGCGUGCAUGGAAGGGGCGGUAUAUGAUGUGACCGAGUGGGCGGCUUGCCAGGCCGGGAAUCUCAAGCAUCUUAGAGCAAACACACAUAGUGUCCAGUAUAGAAUCGUCUUAGGGCAAAGAUUACCAUCUCAAACAUCCAAUAGCGGUAAAAAGCGACAACAAAUAGAUCCAAAUACGAGCGAAGCAGAUAUCGAGGACUUUCUGAAUAAUCUCUACAACCAUAGCAAAUCUGGCAGUGCUAAUACAUCAGGGGAUCAAAACUCCUUUAGAGGAGAUUGCAGACGACGUAAGACUAAACGUAAGAAGUAGACAAGUAGUAUAACGGUGAACAACUUCUGAGCGUUUCGUAUCAACAAUGUAUGACUACGAGUAAUACACACACACACACAUACACACAUACUAUACAGUUUCUCAAAUUUACAUUAUCCUUAAGCGAUUGACUUUAGGAUAUAGAUACAUGUUAUGAAGAUUCAGCAAUGUGCGACUGAUAAGCGAUACAUGAGAUUAUGAGAAAUUGUGUUCACGACGAGUGGCGCGUAGAAAUCAUUAUUGCAUCAAAUAAAAUCAUAGUUCACAAUAUUAUGAAGCUUGAGAACAAUAGGGGAAUAUCGUAGUAAUAACACGUAGUGACAAAUAUCCUGUGAACCAACUAUUCGUGUUCAGGAUAAUAAUAUAUGUCAGUCAGUAUAUUUUGCCAGUUUAAAAUAAUAAUAAGAACGUUAAUUUUUCGAGUUAUAAAACGACACGCGAAGAUGCCAAAUAACGAUUAUAGAAACAAAUCAUUUCGGUGACAUUGCAAAGUUAUAUUUGAACAUUGAAGUUUUGAUACGUGUAUUGAGACAAAGUUUUGUAUCUUCCUGGUACAAUAUCGUGUCGUAAUUUCAUGCGUUUGUUCUUCCAAAAUAAAAUAUAAAACAGAGAGUGGAUCAGGUUAUAUUAAAAUUAUAGAUUUUGCUAUGUAUUUUAUCUUUCAACAAUUAUGCUUCUAAACUAAAAAGAAGAAUUGGCAAAUGUGGAAGAAGACUGAUUUUCUCUCAUUCUGUUACUUAUAAGUUACAUAUUAUUAUUAGUUAGAAAAACAAUUCUAAUGAUAUAUACUCUGCUAAGUGUGGAAAUAAUUUGAAUUCUUUAGAUGGAAAUUAAUGUCCGCGAAUCCCACUUUCAAUAUUUAUAUAUGUAUGCUUCUCAUAUAUAAUACAAAACUCUAGGAUGAAAGAAAAAUGAUGUAUGUACAUGUAUGCAAUGUUACAUUACACAGAAGCUGCACUAUCAACUGUAUAGAAAAGGAGAAAUUAGAAUUAUUAUGAGUUAUUAGGAGGAACAAUGUAUGAAUUAUAAUAAUUAAAAUCUCAUACAACGUAUAAAUAGCCUCAUAAAUAGUGCAGCAAGAAUUUAAAAAAAAUUAGCUAUAUUAGUAUAGCUAAUAUCUUCUAUUUGCUAUAUUAGUAUAGUAUAGCUAUAUUAGUAUAGCUAAUAUCUUCUAUUUGAUCAAUAACCAAUAUUAUAUAUGUGUACAUUAUUAAUACAAACACUUUUUUAUAAGUUUUAACAACUAAUAUGUAACUUACUACAUUAACUUUUCUUUUGCAAAGCGUUGUGAACUACAUAAUACUUUACAUAUGUAAACCAAUUUAAGAUGUGUACUGAUGAAAAGUGUA